GAGUGCAGGGUGAGCAAAUUACAGAGAAGGGGUGAAGAGACAGUGAAAGGUGUCACUAAAAUAACAAGCUUCACAGGAUUUAAAGGAAGAAAAAAGGAAACAAAUGAAAUAAUAUAAUGGCUUGAAAGAGAGGGGGAAAACCUGGAUACCCUCUGUGUCUUUUUUGUGAGAGUCGAGGAGUUCCAAGAGGGCUUUUAUCCUUUCCCAUUCCUGUCAUUCAUCAUGGUCGACCUUUUCCUAAACCGAGUUCUCAUAGAGAACAACUGGGACCAAGAUGAACUCAACACUGAACGUGAGAUCAUUGGGAUUCUCGAAAAUCGCAUCAUCAUGCUGUUCUUUGCAUCUGCUGAAUGUGAAAAGUGCCUGGAGUUUGUGCCUGUUCUGAAUGACUUCUUUAAGAGACUGAAAGAUCCAGCAUACAUCGAAUACCCGAAACUGCUCGCACUCAUCUACAUCAGCUUGGACCAAUCAGAGGAGAAGCAGGAAAAAUAUCUCAAGGAGCUGCACAAAAAGGUUCUGUUUCUGGCCUUUGGGGACCCGUACAGGAAGGAACUGCAAACCAUGUUUAAAGUGAAGGAUGUACCAACAAUAGUGGUCCUCCGUCCCGAUGGCUCUGUUCUCUCUCCAAAUGCUGUGCAGGACAUCUGUCGUUUCGGCUGUGACUGUUUCCGGAACUGGCAGGAAUCAGCUGAGCUUGUAGAAAGGAGCUUCAUGCUCAAUGAGGAGUUUGACAACCUUAACCUGCGCAGUGCCACUGACCCUGUGAGAAGGCUUAAGUACAAAACAGAAGAUGAUAAACGCAAAAAGAAAUGGUGGAAGUUAUGGGGGAAUGGAAAAGAUGGAAAUGAAGAGGAGGGGGAGAAAGAUGGCGUAUGGGAUGCCAAGAGAAAGGAGGGAGAUAAAGGAACCUGGAGGAGAAGAUGAGGAAAAUGUGUAACCAAAAAAAAUAUGCUAUCACUCAAAACUUUAGGAGAAAUGUUCUUGGUUUAUAAAGAAAAUAACAUUUAUUUUUUAUCUGAUAUAGCAGGAAAUUAAUCAGAAAUAACUGCAAUUAAGCAUCUAUGAUUUUCAAUCUGUUAUAUGAAUGGGGACAGCACAGUCAUGCAGUGGUUAUCACUGUUGCCUCACAGCAAGAAGGUCCUGGGUUUGAGUCCAGUCCUUUCUGUGUGGAGUUUGAAUGUUCUCCCUGUGCGUGGGUUCUACCUCUGUACUCCAGCUUCCUAUCACACUCUGUAGGCAUGCAUGGGUUUAGGUUAAUUGCUGAGCACGACGUGAGGAGGGCGUUUAGACGUGUAAACACCAGGAAAGCGGCUGGACCAGACGGUAUUAGUGGACGUGUCCUUAAGACCUGCGCUGACCAGCUGGCACCUGUGUUUACAGUGAUAU
This is a messenger RNA of Archocentrus centrarchus (flier cichlid), 1386 nucleotides long. RefSeq names its product nucleoredoxin-like protein 1. The record is from RefSeq and is a predicted model, not a curated record. Gene Ontology annotation, cellular component: mitochondrion. The transcript has 4 exons. Gene Ontology annotation, biological process: photoreceptor cell maintenance. The coding region runs from base 223 to 924 and encodes 233 amino acids. Lineage: Eukaryota; Metazoa; Chordata; Actinopteri; Cichliformes; Cichlidae.